Messenger RNA from Emys orbicularis (European pond turtle), 3988 nucleotides. RefSeq names its product atos homolog A (gene ATOSA). The record is from RefSeq and is a predicted model, not a curated record. The coding region runs from base 96 to 3125 and encodes 1009 amino acids. NCBI's taxonomy places the organism in Eukaryota, Metazoa, Chordata, Testudines, Emydidae. The transcript is spliced from 11 exons.
CUCCAGCACAGUCAAGUCAGCCACUAACAUCUAAGCAUGAGUGCACCGACAAAUUGGCCCAGUGUCGUCAAGCCAGACGAACCAGGUCUGAGGUUAUGCUACUGUGGAAAAAUAAUAUUCCUAUCAUGAUAGAAGUGAUGCUACUUCCAGACUGUUGCUAUAGUGAUGAAGGGCCCACCACAGAAGGGAGUGAUUUAAAUGAUCCUGCAAUCAAACAAGAUGCAUUGCUGUUAGAAAGGUGGAUUUUGGAGCCAGUUCCCCGACAAAGUGGAGAUCGCUUUAUUGAAGAGAAGACCCUCUUAUUGGCUGUCCGCUCUUUUGUUUUCUUUUCUCAGUUGAGCGCUUGGCUGAGUGUUUCACAUGGUGCUGUUCCUCGUAAUAUUCUGUACAGAGUAAGUGCUGCAGAUGUGGACCUGCAAUGGACUUUUUCCCAGACGCCAACUGAACAUGUGUUUCCUGUUCCUAAUGUUUCUCACAAUGUGGCCUUGAAAGUCAGUGUCCAGUCCUUGCCUAGACAAUCUAACUAUCCGGUUUUGACCUGUAGUAUUCACACCAGCCUGGGCUUUUAUGAAAAGGGAAUACAAGAACAUAAUGUACAUCAGCACUGUGAUUCCAUUGAGAGAGAGCAGCGCAGUGUGUCCAGUUCACAGCGUUCAUGUGGAAAACAAACAUGGACAUUGAUACCUGAAGGCUUGCUUAAUGCAAAAAUAUCCCCUGAAUUUACUACAUCGGUGAGAAACGUAAAACUUUAUCCAGCAACUGGUCUUGGGUCUGCCUUUGGGACAUCACAGUCUAAAGUUCAGUGCUAUAAUGCUAUGGGGGACAAUAAGACACAGCCACAUGAAACAUCAGUCAGAACUUUUAAAUCCUUUUCUUUGGUUGAUCCCCAAGUUCCAAAUAGUCACUGUUCCCGUCAGCCCAUAGGAGAGACUAAUCCUUUGAUAGGUUCUUUACUUCAGGAGCGACAGGAAGUUAUAGCAAGAAUUGCUCAGCACUUGAUUCACUGUGAUCCAUCUACUUCACGUGUUACUGGAUGUCCAUUAAACAUGCAUGAAACCAGUUCAGUUACUUCAAAAGUUUUUUGGAAUAUGUAUGAAGAUGAAGGCUUGCUGAAAAAAGGCAAGGAAACAUCCUCUGUUUCUACUGCUAACACAGAUAUUAUGUUAUCAGAAGACUGCAGUGAAGACCAGACAAGAGCAAUACCAGAGAACCCAUUGGUUGAUUCCCAUGUUCCUAUGAACCACUGUUCUCGUCAGUCCAUAGGAGAGACUAAUCCUUUAAUAGGUUCUUUACUUCUGGAGCGACAGGAAGUUAUAGCAAGGAUUGCCCAACACUUGAUUCACUGUGAUCCAGCUACUUCACACAUUACUGGGCGUCCACUCAAUGUACAUGAAAGCAGUUCAAUCACUUCUAAAGUUUUUCAAAGUUCACAUGAAGAUGAAAACUUGUUGAAGAAAGGCAAGGAAACAUCCUCUAUUUCUUUCUCUAAGUCUGACGUUACCAUAAAAGACAGCAGUAAAGUAAAGACCAGAACACCUGAUACCCCUCUGACAGCUUGUAGACUUGAUGGUGAAUUGAAGGCUUCUCCAAAGCCCCAAGCAAGAAGAAAACUGAUUCUAGCAAAACCCAGUGAAGUUGUCCAAAACACAUUUCAGCAGACUCCAAAUAAAACUACCAAUUCGUUUACUAGCAUAAAUAUAUCAUGUAGCAAAGAAAAUAAAUCUGAACUGCCAGAUAAACUGGAAACAAUACUUUCAGGUUGUCCACAUAAAGACCAAAUGACCAACAAAGGCAUUAGUAAACAGUGUUCAAAUUUCAACACCACUGAUGAACAGAUUUGCAAAAAUAAACUUAAAGAAAGAACAAUCACGAGUGAGAAUAGUCAUGGAGACUGUUUAAUCAAUCCACAGUUAGAUAAAUCCAAAAUACUUGAAGGUACAAAAAAAGCGACACUAAUGCAGGCAUCUAAUAUUUUGCACAAAAAUGAGCUUAAGUGUUUAGACAAAGACUCAAAAAAACCAAAUAUAUGUGAGCAAAAUACCCAACUUGUUAGUAUUGAAAAUUAUUUAAAUAAAGACCAUGACAAUUUCAAAUGCAAAAAUAAGCAAGAUAAACUGAAAACUGCACAUGAUGAGAAUGAAGACCCAACUGACUAUGAAUUUCAAAGCAAUUCCCAGAAGAAAUCUGUAGACGACUAUUUGGCUAGGUGUGAACGACUGAAGAAUGCAGAUGUGCUGAGAAUACCACCACUCAAGCAUUCAAGUAUAUGGCGGAAACACCAUUUUCACUCUAUGGAUGGGACUGUAACCAAGGCUUUCCAUCCUCGAACUGGAUUGCCUCUACUUUCAAGUCCUGUUCCACAGAGAAAAACACAAUCUGGGUGCUUUGAUCUGGACUCAUCUUUGCUGCGAUUGAAAUGUUUGUCUACAAGAAGUCCACAGCAAUGUAUAAACACAGACAGUGACCCAGAAGGCCAUGGGAAACCAUUUCUGAGUUCCAGUGCUCCACCCAUAACAAGUCUUAGCCUUCUAGGAAACUUUGAGGAGUCUGUCUUGAACUAUCGUUUAGAUCCUCUAGGCAUUGUUGAUGGCUUCACUGCUGAGGUGGGAGCAAGUGGAGUCUUCUGUCCCACGCACAUGACUCUUCCAGUCGAAGUGUCAUUCUACAGUGUUUCAGAUGAUAAUGCACCCUCUCCCUAUAUGGGUGUGAUUACUUUAGAAUCCCUUGGUAAAAGGGGUUAUCGGGUACCUCCUUCAGGAACCAUACAAGUGACCUUAUUUAACCCUAAUAAGACUGUGGUGAAAAUGUUUGUGGUGAUCUAUGACUUACGAGAGAUGCCAGCCAAUCAUCAAACAUUCCUACGGCAAAGGACUUUUUCUAUUCCUGUGAGACGAGAAGUAAAGAGAAGUAUCAAUAAAGAAAACAUUCGGCAGACUGAAGAAAGGCUGCUACGCUACCUCAUACAUCUGAGGUUCCAGAGUUCCAAAUCUGGAAAGAUCUACCUCCACAGAGAUGUAAGGCUCCUGUUCUCUCGGAAAUCAAUGGAAGUUGAUAGUGGUGCUGCGUAUGAACUCAAAUCUUACACUGAAUCUCCAACAAACCCUCAGUUUUCACCAAGAUGUUAGCAAGCAGUGAAAAUCAGAGUAUUAAUUGAAUUACCAGAUUACUGUUUACAAGCAAAACUUUGGCAUGGAAUACAGUGUAAAAUUAAAUAUGUAAAGAAAUGAAAGUAGUGCUCAAGUGAGAGUCAAUACUCUUCUGUGAUCCUGGACCAGUUUUUGUAAAAGGUUUCUGGAAUGAGCUUUGUGUAUUCCAAGUAGACUGGAAACAAAUACUUAAAUCUAAUCUUUUUGUACUGUUUAAAACCACUUCAUUGGAUGUGUUGCAAUCGCAAAUUCCCAAGUUAGUUUAGUGUUUACACCUUUUAUUUUAUUUUAUUUUUCAGUUAUUUAAUAUUUAAUGUUUCAUUUAAUACUCAAGUGAUGUUUGUCUUUAGUGUUCUAAUGUAGCACAAAUCCUAUGUAAAAUCAUAUUAUGUAUUUUUGACAUUAAUAAUAUUGAAAUCUGAAAUAUAUACAGAAGUCUUUAAUUUUGCGUGAUGUGUUUUUAAGUGAUAUUCAUUUAAGUUAUUGAAAAUUAGGAUGAAAUUUUGAACUUCCAUAACAUUAUCAUACUAUGCAAGCAUGUGGUUUUCCUUGUUUUCUCUCUCUAAUUUUAGUGACACCCCAUUCUCAUUGCUUCCCACACACAAGUCCUUUUAUAGCACAUGCAGCCAUAAUACAGAAUGUGUUUCUUUAGCUACUCACUAGUUCAAAUCAUUGACCCAGUUCAUAUUUUGCUCCUUUAAUUUUUUUUCCCCCCCCUGAGUGGAUGCUCUACUAAGAACAUUUCUGGUUCUGUUCUAGUUAGUAAAAAAUGUCACACAAAAUUAUUAUCCUAUACCUGAUUUUCUCAAUUGUUUAAAAAUGUACUGUGAAAACAAAUUAGU